This is a messenger RNA of Penicillium riverlandense, 807 nucleotides long. RefSeq names its product high-affinity Cu transporter CTR3. Bases 1 to 807 code for a protein of 268 amino acids. The transcript is spliced from 2 exons. Gene Ontology annotation, biological process: copper ion transmembrane transport. Gene Ontology annotation, cellular component: membrane. NCBI's taxonomy places the organism in Eukaryota, Fungi, Ascomycota, Eurotiomycetes, Eurotiales, Aspergillaceae. The record is from RefSeq and is a predicted model, not a curated record. Gene Ontology annotation, molecular function: copper ion transmembrane transporter activity.
AUGGACAUGGCUAGCACAUCCACUGCAUCUGCGGCUAUGGGCACGGCUUCGUCGGGCAUGUCUGGCAUGUCGGGAAUGGGAGGCAUGGAUAUGGGCAGGGGGGACUCAAGCUGCCAGAUCUCGGUCAGCUUCCUGUCGACAUCAUGGCACAUCCGCUCGCGCGGUAUGUUUGCCGGCUCCUGCAUUGGUGUCAUCGCUCUCGUGCUGUGUCUGGAAUUCCUGCGCCGCGUAGGCCGCGAGUACGACGCCUUCAUUGUCCAGCGCGCACGGCUGCGAGCGCUGUAUCUGUCGGCGCCCUCGGCCGAUCCUCUCAUCCAACAGGGUGGGCAGGAAAGAAGCUCCAAAGUGAUUCCUGCCAGCUGCUGCGAGAGCCAUGGUCAUACUCGUACCCACCACGACCAUGCUGAUCCUGAUCCCUCUUCCUCAUCCGAUAAUAUCAAGGAUGACAUUAUCUCCCCAGCACCAAGUCAGCGCUGUGCUCCUCCCAUCCAAACUCCAGCGCCGUGUACGCAUUGCAACUCUCCGUCCAGGGCACCCAUCAAUACCAUUCCAGCCUCGCUCUCCUUCCCCAUCCCCAGGGCCACCACCAAUGGGUUGCCAAACCCCUACGCAGUCGGCCCCUUCCGUCCCUCGCUCGUCGAGCAAUUAGUGCGCGCCCUGCUACACAUGCUGCAGUUCGCAGUAGCGUACUUCGUCAUGCUGCUGGCAAUGUACUUUAACGGGUACAUCAUCAUCUGCAUCUUCAUUGGGGCGUUUCUCGGCUCAUUCAUCUUUUCGUGGGAGCCCGUGUCGUUGUCUAAAGAGUAG